AUGCAUCAGUUGAAGACAAGUCGCUGGGAAGGCUUGUGAAUGAUGACAACAAAAAGCCUAACUGCAAGAUGAAAACUAUUGAUAUUGGUGGGAUGCCACAUCUGUGCUUGUUUGCAAUAAAAGACAUUACCCCAGGUGAAGAAGUAACUUACAACUAUGGGAAUGCAGACUGGCCUUGGCGCAAGCAGCAGAAAUCAUCACCUGAAGUCAGCGAGCAGACUGUGGAUGAGAGUGACAGACCUCAGCAGAAAUCAUCACCUGAAGUCAGCGAGCAGACUGUGGAUGAGAGUGACAGACCUCAGCAGAAAUCAUCACCUGAAGUCAGCGAGCAGACUGUGGAUGAGAGUGACAGACCUCAGCAGAAAUCAUCACCUGAAGUCAGCGAGCAGACUGUGGAUGAGAGUGACAGACCUCAGCAGAAAUCAUCACCUGAAGUCAGCGAGCAGACUGUGGAUGAGAGUGACAGACCUCAGCUGUUAUCUGGUCCUGUAGAUACAUCAGUAAUGGAAGAUGAGAUCAACUUCAACAGCAGCAAUCCAGGGGCAAAUAACAGCCAUUUUUCAUCUUUCAGUUCUCGAAUGGCCAAACUGAGAAAGCACCAUGAAGAAAGCUUCAAUCGACACAAAAUUGCAGAGGAGCAGCGAAAUGCUGAAGAAAGACGGCAUACCGCGAUUCUGUUAAAGCGUGCACGGCUGGCUCGGGAACUGGCAGAACUGGAUGCUCUUCUGACUUCACAAUCUCCCUUGGAUGAUGCCAUUGAGGACGAGUGUGAUGAUGUUCAAAGAUUUCACAGACACUUCUUAACAGAGACAACUCUAAACGUAAGUGGGAUGACAGUGAGGUACGUGCUGUGGAAAGACACAUGAUGGACUUCAUACACACUUGCAAGGUACCGCAAAAGAUCGACUGUCUGCGGUGUAUCAAUGCAGAGCCUGACGCACUGAGAGACCGCAACUGGACUGGUGUAAAAAAUUACGUCAGAAAUCGAAUCACUGCCUUGAAGAGAAAGGCUUGUGCUAAACAAUAAGAACAGUUUUUGUUGCUU
Messenger RNA from Sphaeramia orbicularis (orbiculate cardinalfish), 1045 nucleotides. RefSeq lists its product as uncharacterized. NCBI's taxonomy places the organism in Eukaryota, Metazoa, Chordata, Actinopteri, Kurtiformes, Apogonidae. Bases 69 to 866 code for a protein of 265 amino acids. The record is from RefSeq and is a predicted model, not a curated record. The transcript has 10 exons. Gene Ontology annotation, molecular function: protein binding.